Colletotrichum spaethianum is the source of this 831-nucleotide messenger RNA. RefSeq names its product putative NADP-dependent mannitol dehydrogenase. Lineage: Eukaryota; Fungi; Ascomycota; Sordariomycetes; Glomerellales; Glomerellaceae. The transcript has 4 exons. The record is from RefSeq and is a predicted model, not a curated record. Gene Ontology annotation, molecular function: oxidoreductase activity, acting on NAD(P)H, oxygen as acceptor. Gene Ontology annotation, cellular component: intracellular anatomical structure. Bases 1 to 831 code for a protein of 276 amino acids.
AUGUCCAUGUCCACGGAAGACUGCCAGAAGACCCGUGAUGGCUUCCCACGCCCUUUUCCCAACACCCCGUCCAACGUCUUAGAACAGCUUCGUGUUACCGACAAGGUCAUUGUAGUCACUGGUGCGGCAGAUGGCAUUGGCUUCGCGGUCUCUGAGGCUAUGGCCGAGGCCGGGGGUAACGUUGCUUUGUGGUACAACUCGAACGAUGCCGCAAUUCAAAAAGCAAAAGAUCUAUCAAACACACACAAGGUGAAGACUUCGGCCUACAAGGUCGAUGUAUCCGACGCAGCUGGAGUCCAAGAAACCAUCGCAAAGGUCGUCAAAGACUUUGGAAAGAUUGAUGUCUUUGUCGCGAAUGCUGGCAUGGCCAUUUCGAAGCCCAUUCUCGAGCAGACUCUGGACGAAUACAGGAAACAGAUGUCUGUAAACGUAGACGGAAUCGUUUACUGCUCCAAGUACGCUGGAGAAGUCUUCAAGAACCAAGGUUUCGGCAACCUCAUCAUCACAUCAAGCAUGAGCGCCCACAUUGUCAACGUGCCCGUGGAUCAACCCGUCUACAACGCAACCAAGGCAUACGUCACACACUUCGGCAAGUCGCUAGCUCGCGAAUGGCGCGAGUUUGCCCGUGUUAACAUUGUCUCUCCUGGCUUCUUCGACACCAAGAUGGGCGCUGGUCCCCAGGCUCUGCAAGAAGCGUACCGCAUGGCAGCGCUCGGCAGACAAGGGCACACGAAGGAGAUCAAAGGCUUAUAUCUUUACUUGGCGAGUGACGCCUCCACUUACAUGACAGGGAGUGAUGUGAUCAUCGAUGGUGGGUACGUCUUGCCUUAG